CAAUUUACAGUUUAGCAUUGAACUUGGUCGGGAGUUCGCGAAAAGAGCCGUGCGCUGCGUCGCCUUUGAUUCCUAUUUUUGAGGAGUUGUAUUUGCUGCUAAACAUGCUUUUUGCCGUGUGCUCCGCUUUUCUGUUCGCCUGCCUGAUUAAUGUCAGUGGUGGCGCCAGCCGCCCAUCUAAUUUUCCCGCCGAUCUACCGAUUUGCCGUUACGGCGACACCGAGUGCAUCAUCAAUGUGUCCCACAAGCUGGUGCGCCAAUAUGCGCGCACUGGCUACGCACCCGCUGCAUUCCCACAGGUGGAGCCGUUCCUGAUUAAGCGCUUUGAUAUUUCGGAUGGACGCAGCGGCUCGCUGAGUCUCAAGCUGAACUUCCGGGACGUGAAUGUGGAGGGUUUGUCCGGCGUCAAGUUCGACCGGGCCGUGGGCUUCGACAGGAAUCCAUCCACAAGUAAGUUUGAAAUGUACGGCGCGUUCUCGAAAAUUGUGCUGCGUGGCAAGUACCUGGCCGAUGGACGCAUUCUGAUUCUGCCCAUACGCGGCGAUGGCGAUGCUGACAUCACCCUGCACAAUCCCAAGUUCUCGGUCAAGUUCAAGCCGGCCACACAGGUCCGCAACGGACGCACCUUCCUCAGCGUGGACAAGCUUAAGGUCCUCGUGGAGCCACAGAAAAUGAACAUCAAGCUGACCAACCUCUUCAACGGUGACCAAGCGCUGGGCAACAAUUUGAACCAGUUCCUGAACGAGAACUGGGCCGAUGUCUGGAGCGAGCUGCAGCCGUCGGUGCAUGUCGCCAUUGCGGAUAUCAUGAAAAGUAUUCUCGCCACACUUUUCAAACGUUUCGCCUACGAGGACUUAUUUCUGGAGGAAAAACGUGUUAGUUGCUUCCACAAUUUCACUUCAGUCAGUUUUAUGCUUUAUUGCACCGGGAAAAUGACGCAAAUUAUUUUGAGCAUCGUCGUUUGUUUUGUGCUUGGUGUGCGAGCCGAUUUUCCCGCUGAUCCGAAGCCAUGUAAAUAUGGCGAUUCGGACUGUAUUGUAAAGGUGAUGAACGACUUGAUCAGUCAUAAGGCGACGCAGGGCGAUCAAGCUUUUAAUUUGGUCAAGCUCGAUCCACUGCCGGUGACUAAAAUGAACAUCAAACAGGGAGCCGAAAGUCCAGUUAACAUUGACUUAUCAUUUACGGAUAACAACAUUUACGGCAUUAGCUCCAUGAAGUUCCGCAAAGUCAAGGGCUUUGGGAAAAGCAUUGACAAAAAACACGAACUGUUGUUGAAUGCAGGCAAGCUGAGCCUUGUUGGACCCUACAAAAUCAAGGGCAAGGUCCUAAUACUCCCCAUCAGCGGCAAUGGAGAGAGCAACAUAACAAUGGUCAACUGUGACAUUAUAGUAGGCUUUACGGGCAAGCCUGUGCAGAAGGAUGGCGAGACCUAUAUGGAGGCAACCAAUCUGAAGUUUUCGACCAAGCCGGAGCGUUUGUAUUACCACUUCAGCAAUCUGUUCAAUGGAGAUAAGGCCUUGGGAGAUAACAUGAAUGCGUUCCUCAACGAUAACUGGGAAGCAAUAUUUUUUGAGGUGCAGCAGUCGAUGCAAUCGGCAUUUGCCGAAAUAUUCCAAACGAUUAUCUCAAAUGUUUUCUCAAAGUAUCCCUACGCCAAGUUCUUUGAGGAGUAAAGCUGUAUUGUAUGUAUUAAAAUAAAUUACAAAAAAAAAAAAAAACAACAACAACAAAAAAACACACACACACAUAUACAUAUAUACAUAUUUCACAGGAGCAUUUAAAUAAUAGUAGUUGCCAUAUAAUUGACCAAGUUAAUGGCACUAGAUAAAUACCAGGUGGCGGUAUGCCAAUUAAUCAAUUACAAUUAUCAGCCUGAAUACAUGCAAAUGUAUAUUAUACACACGCACAGCUAUCCGAUUUAAUUGUUAAACAAGAAUAAUAUGUUUACAAAUAAAAUAAACACUUGGAUUUUUCUUAAGUAUUUAAGAUUAAUAAAACAGUGAUUCAUUACACAUGGAA
Drosophila mojavensis is the source of this 2019-nucleotide messenger RNA. RefSeq lists its product as uncharacterized. Lineage: Eukaryota; Metazoa; Arthropoda; Insecta; Diptera; Drosophilidae. The transcript has 8 exons. The record is from RefSeq and is a predicted model, not a curated record. Bases 105 to 1673 code for a protein of 522 amino acids.